Sceloporus undulatus (fence lizard) is the source of this 3324-nucleotide messenger RNA. It is a transcript of the gene RHBDF2, whose product is annotated as rhomboid 5 homolog 2. NCBI's taxonomy places the organism in Eukaryota, Metazoa, Chordata, Lepidosauria, Squamata, Phrynosomatidae. The transcript is spliced from 13 exons. Bases 249 to 2327 code for a protein of 692 amino acids. Gene Ontology annotation, biological process: regulation of epidermal growth factor receptor signaling pathway; regulation of protein secretion. Gene Ontology annotation, cellular component: endoplasmic reticulum membrane. The record is from RefSeq and is a predicted model, not a curated record. Gene Ontology annotation, molecular function: serine-type endopeptidase activity.
CCACCUGCCUCCUUCCCUCCCUUCCCUCUUCCCUCCCCGGGCUCUGCUUCCUUGCUAAGCGCGGGCUCACAGCCCUCCUGCUGCUGCUGCUGCUGCUGCUGCCCUUCUUCCUGCCCAGGCUUCGGAAGCACGUGUGAACGCUCUACACGUGAAUGAGGACGACCUGGGGCUCCCCCAACUGACAACGCCCACCCCUAGCCCUCCCAAAAGGGAGCCACGGCGAGUUUGACUGAGGCAUCCUGUUCAAGAUGGCCGACAGUGACAAGAAUGGAGGCAGCCGCUCUAGCACCAGCAGCAGCCGUCUCCAGAGCAAGAAGCCCCCCAAUCUCUCCAUCACAAUUCCACCACUGGAGACAGAGGACGAAAGUAGCCAAACAGUGGUUCUGAAGAAAAAUCCACCUUUACAAAAGAGUGUCAGCCUUCAAGAGUCCAGGAUGAAAAGGCAAGAUAGCAACUUUGAAAGACAUCCUGGGUUGCACCGGCAAACCUCACUGUCUCAAAGUAUUCGCAAAGGGGCAGCCCAGUGGUUUGGAGUUAGCAAUGACUGGGAUGGAAAACGGCAGCACUGGCAGCGCAAGAGCUUGCAGCAUUGUAGCCUGCGAUAUGGAAAACUCAAAGCGGCCUACCGGGAAAUGGAGUUGCCCAGCCAGGAAGUCCCAUCGUUUCAAGGCACAGAGUCUCCAAAGCCCCAGAAAAUGCCCAAGAUCGUGGACCCUUUGGCCCGAGGCCGGCCCUUCCGGCACCCAGAUGAAGUGGAUCGUCCCCGCACACCUCAUCCUGUCUUGCCCCCUCUGACUCCUGGUGUCAUCUCCUUGACAUCCUUUGGCAGUGUUCGAUCCGGCUACACCCGCCUUCCUCGCAGGAAGAGGGAGUCAGUUGCCCAUAUGAGCUUCAAGGCAGCUGCAGCUAUUAUCAGAGGACGUUCAGUUCUGGAGCCCUCAGCACCAAAACGGAGGUUCAACAAACGGAGCUUUGUUUAUCCCAGCUUCAUGGAUGAUGAUGUGGUGGACGGCAUGGAUACAUUUGAUUCCUCCUUCUUUAGUAAGGUUGAUACCCACGAUGAGAUGUGCUCCAUGCCAGAUGAUGUAUUUGAAUCUCCACCUCUCUCUGCCACUUAUUUCCGAGGACUUCCUCAGCCAGAGGAUGGCAAGUCUCCUGAGGCUGAGCACCCAUUGCAGCGUACAGGAGGAGCUGGUGGUGUCGCUGCUGCUGUUCCCAAGAGGGGCACACGGAUCGCCUCUCGAGUGAAACACUUUGCCUUUGACCGCAAGAAGCGCUACUAUGGACUGGGAGUGGUCGGCAAGUGGCUGAACAGGACGUAUCGCCGAAGCAUCAGCAGUGUGGUGCGCUCACAGCUGGAGCUCACAGACAACCAUCGCCCUAUAUGCUAUACAGUAGUUUUCAGCAAAAUUGAUAGGUAUGUUGAUGAGUUGUGGAUGAACUCUUUUCUUUUUAUAAUUGUCCAUCUCUUUUAUUUGCAGAUCUGUACCUAUCAGGCCAAAAGUAAUCACACUGGCUUCUUGCAUAUGGACUGUGACAUUAAAGGAAGACCUUGCUGUCUUGGAACUAAAGGCAGCUGUGAGAUCACUACUCGGGAGUACUGCGAAUUCAUGCAUGGCUAUUUCCAUGAAGAAGCAACUCUUUGUUCACAGGUACACUGCAUGGGUGAGGUGUGUGGCCUCUUGCCAUUUCUUAACCCAGAGAUUCCUGAUCAGUUCUACAGACUCUGGUUAUCCUUAUUUCUUCAUGCUGGGGUUAUCCACUGCCUAGUGUCAGUGGUCUUUCAGAUGACAGUUCUCAGGGAUUUGGAGAAGCUGGCUGGCUGGCUUAGAAUCACCAUCAUUUUCAUCCUCAGCGGCAUCACAGGCAAUCUGGCCAGUGCCAUUUUUCUGCCAUACAGGGCAGAGGUGGGGCCAGCAGGAUCACAGUUUGGCUUGUUAGCCUGCCUUUUUGUGGAGCUUUUCCAGAGCUGGCAAGUUCUAGAGAAGCCCUGGAAGGCUUUCUUGAACCUUUCUGGAAUCGUCCUUUUUCUCUUUGUUUGUGGUCUUCUUCCGUGGAUCGACAAUAUUGCCCACAUAUUUGGCUUCCUUAGUGGCCUUUUGCUUUCAUUUGCCUUUCUACCUUACAUCACCUUUGGCACCGUGGACAAGUACCGCAAGCGGGUCAUGAUCAUCAUCUCACUAGUGGUCUUUGUGGGGCUCUUUGCAUCUCUUGUAAUAUGGCUCUACGUGUACCCCAUUAACUGGCCUUGGAUUGAGCAUUUAACCUGCCUGCCCUUUACGAACAAGUUCUGCGAGAAGUAUGAUUUGGAUCAGAUCUUGCAUUGAUGAAGCCUGUUUGAACAUUAUUCAAUGGAAAAGAUUUCAAAUGUACUGGAUUUUGAGUGAUGUGGAGUGGACAGAGGCAGUUCUGCCAGCGCAAAUCAGGACAUCCAAGUUUCCCUUUGGAAUUCCUAUGCACCACUCAUCAGCCAAGCACUGAACAAGAUGCCUUGAUAACUUUUGUGAAACACUUGGAGUGAAGGAAAACAGGCAUGCCUCUUACACAUUCCUCCACAAUGAUUCUGAGCAUCAGGAUGCCAUUAUUGGGAGGUGGUGUUAUAAAACAAAUGCAUUAUUUACCAAAGCUUUGAUGCCAAAGCACUCCCACACCUGCUCGCCAGACACGGACUACCAUUUCUGCCUUCUAUGUCAGGUAUUUUGGGAUGAGUUAGUGCAGGUAUAAAUGGCAUCCUUGAUAUUUGGGACAGAUUAGGCCUUGGGUAGAAUGGAGAGCUGGCAGAAAGUGACUUUAAAAGAGCACCUUCAUGAUGAGGCAACUUCUUGCUUCACUUUUUCUGCUCACUACUUACCUAUCUCUGUGGACUCUUGUUUAAUGUUUCUCUGUUCUAUGCAAUUCCUGGUUUCAAGAAUGUCUUUCUUAAUGCCUUCUUUUUUUGGCAUGAGAUGGUGCUUGAACUUUAUGGCAAUCUUUCCUGCCUUGGUGCCUUUUUGUGGUACUAGGAGUUGUACUGUGAAAAUAAACCCCAUCUUUGUCCAAGGGGUAUUUUUAUAUGCAUUUUCUUACAUUUGUGAUUUCUGUCUGUCCUUGGAACCAGACACUUUUUGUCAAAAAGCAUUAAUGCUUCUAGAGAAACCUUGGGUCAUCUGUAAUAAAUGCUAGUGACUAUUCCAAUAUUGUAUUGGCUGGAAAACAUAGAGACCUAAGGUUUCUGUAGGGGCAGACUUGAAAAAGAGCUUCCCUUCCACAGGGAAGAUGAACAAUUGUGUAAGUGAGACAAAAUAGGGAGUGGCAAAAUAUUUUUGGUUCAAAUAAAUAAGUUUC